Messenger RNA from Malus domestica (apple), 705 nucleotides. RefSeq names its product large ribosomal subunit protein uL29. Gene Ontology annotation, cellular component: ribosome; cytosolic large ribosomal subunit. Gene Ontology annotation, molecular function: mRNA binding; structural constituent of ribosome. Lineage: Eukaryota; Viridiplantae; Streptophyta; Magnoliopsida; Rosales; Rosaceae. Gene Ontology annotation, biological process: maturation of LSU-rRNA from tricistronic rRNA transcript (SSU-rRNA, 5.8S rRNA, LSU-rRNA); translation. The record is from RefSeq and is a predicted model, not a curated record.
ACACCCACGCUACAUAUAAAAUCCCGCUAAAUCCACCGCUACUCAAAAUUUAGGGUUUCAUUUUCCCGUCAAGCUAAAGAGAAGGAGCCGCCGUUGCCGAACUCGCUCGCACGCAAGCAGCAGCAAUGGCGAGAAUCAAGGUACAUGAGCUGAGGCACAAGACAAAGGCUGACCUUUUGGCUCAGCUCAAGGAUCUCAAGGCGGAGCUCGCCCUCCUCCGCGUCGCUAAGGUCACCGGCGGAGCGCCCAACAAGCUCUCCAAGAUCAAGGUUGUGAGGCUGUCGAUCGCCCAGGUGUUGACGGUGAUGUCACAGAAGCAGAAGGCUGCUCUCAGAGAAGUGUACAGGAACAAGAAGCUCUUGCCUCUUGAUCUCCGUCCCAAGAAGACCAGGGCCAUCCGCCGGAGGCUCACCAAGCACCAGUCUUCUUUGAAGACCGAGAGGGAGAAGAAGAAGGAGAUGUACUACCCUUUGAGGAAGUAUGCCAUUAAGGCUUAGAAGGUCCUAUUGAUUACGUUAGUUCGUCUUGUUACCUUGCUGUAAUAGAAUAUUUUUGUUCACAAGUUUUGGCUUUGAAUUUAAUUUUGAUGUUAGACCUGAAAUUUUGGUGUUUAAUUGUACUACUCUAGGUUUGGGGAGGUUCAUGCCUUACCCAAAUUGACUUAAAGUUUUCUUCGGGCAAUGAUAGUUAAGAUUCUGUUGAGUU